Molecule: messenger RNA, 1271 nt
Organism: Pseudomassariella vexata
Lineage: Eukaryota; Fungi; Ascomycota; Sordariomycetes; Amphisphaeriales; Pseudomassariaceae
Exons: 1
Coding region: 264-1271 (335 amino acids)
Biological process (GO): proteolysis
Molecular function (GO): cysteine-type peptidase activity
Source: RefSeq, a predicted model, not a curated record
GACCGUCAGAGACCCUAUAGCCACAUUUCCUCCAGUACCAUCCCACAAGACUGUUUGGUCAAAUCUCCUCAUUGAAAACUCGCGUCAGAACUUCAAUACAAGUAUCAUCAGACGACGACCUGUUGGGCCGUGGCCUGAAGGCUACUACCACGCCUCAGGCAGUCUGAGAGAUGACCGCCAAGUCCUAGACAGAUUUCCCUGGCCUGCUAUCACCUAUUGAGCACGUACCUCAUGGGUGGUACUGGUCUACAUUGGCCUUGAACAUGUGGAAUCUGGACAAGCUCAUUGACAAUCUCGAAUGGAAUGUGGACUCCACACUCCUCGCGUCAAUGGCUUGGAUCUUGAAGGAUCUGGAGGAGCACACAUAUAUCGUGCCCAUUGGCUUGCAGGUGACUGAGACUGAUCACAUGUUCCCUUCCUUAACCAACCGCCAUAUCCAAGCAACCUGCCGCCGUCGCCGCUUCCUCAUUUCCGCUAUCAAUAAAGACGAGAAUCAUUGGAUCCUGGUCAUAGACGACCAGAAGUACGGAACGUCAUAUUGGUUUGAUUCACUUGGUGGUACCCAGCAACAAGACAAUACAGCCAGGACCAUCCUAAGGAAGUUGUAUGAGCCUUGGUUGGCUAGAUGUGGACUUGCUGUCCCUGAUCAAGGACAAUUCCAGCGGGAGAUUGUCACGAGCAUCCGUCAAUCAGAUACCCAUCACUGUGGGUAUUGGGUGUUGGAAAACUUGCGUCUGUUCUUUUGCCUGGACUGGUCUCGAGCCAGACCACCUGUCGUUGUCGGAUGGAGCAGUCAUUUCGAGCACUUCAACCUCGAGAGAGCUCGAGAUGCAGAGAGGUAUUUCAUGAGACAAUUGCAACUGAUAGCCCGACGCGUACUGCGUCGAUCUGACCACCAUCCGACGCUGCGUAUGGAGCAUCUGAGUGACUAUCCUCAUGAGGAUAGUCCUGAUCAGGACAUCACCGAUCACUCUCUCUCCUAUAAGCGAAGCCUAAGCAGCAAAAUGGAGGAUAUGAGCCUGACAGUUGUGUUUGAUCAUAGCGGCUCCCCGGAGCGCAACCUCUCGCCAUCACACACCGCCGACUUCCAAGGACGGGGCCCCAAGGCCAGGGAAAUGGCGAAGGACAAGGACAAGAGCAAGUCCGGCGAGUCUUGCACUGAACUGGAGGAACGGUAUAGGAGGAACGAGUUGUCCAGAGCGGAAGUACUCGAGGCAGAGAGGGAAUGGGGACGAAAGUUCCGGAAGACAUUCAUGGAGCCCCCAAUGUAG